CGACGAGAUCCGUUACAUCAGGCCCUUACUUACUUCUCUACUUGGUCAACCGCCCAUCGACGACAGGAGCUGGAAUCGCAAGCGGCCGAACCACUUCGGACGAGCCAUGGCCUCUCAAUUCCCUGCUAAGAAGUGCGGCGUUCUAGGCUGCACCGGAUCGGUGGGCCAACGCUUUAUCCUGUUACUAUCGCGGCACCCGCGCUUCGAGCUGUGCGCCGUCGGCGCCUCGUCGCGGUCCGCCGGCAAGAAGUACAAGGAUGCGGUACGGUGGAAGCAGGCCGCACCUAUGGGUGCCGUCGGCGAGCUUGUCGUGCGGGAGUGCCGCGCUGCCGAGUUCGCCGACUGCGAUAUCAUCUUCAGCGGCCUCGACUCGGACGUCGCCGGUGAGAUCGAGAUGGAAUUCCUCAAGGCGGACCUGGCCGUCUUCUCGAACGCGAAGAACUACCGGCGCGACCCCAUCGUGCCGCUCGUGGUGCCGACGGUGAACCUGCCGCACCUGGGGCUGAUCACGCGGCAGCGGCGGCAGCACGGGCUGGGCAAGGGGUUCCUGGUGUGCAAUUCGAACUGCGCCGUGAUCGGGCUCGUGAUCCCGUUCGCGGCGCUGCAGGCGCGCUUCGGCCCGGUCGACGCCGUCAGCGUCGUCACGAUGCAGGCGGUAUCGGGCGCGGGGUACCCGGGCGUGAGCAGCAUGGACGUGCUCGACAACGUGGUGCCGUUCAUCUCGGGCGAGGAGGACAAGCUCGAGUUCGAGGCGCGCAAGAUCCUCGGCGGCGUCCGCUCCGCGCCCGGCGGCGGCGGCGGCGACGGCGAGGCCGAGGUCGAGGCCAUCCUGCCCCAGGACGAGCUGCGCGUGUCGGCGUCGUGCAACCGCGUGCCCGUGCUCGACGGCCACACGGCCUGCGUCUCGCUGAGCUUCAAGCACCGGCCGCCCCCCACCGCCGCCCAGGUCCGCGACGCCCUGCGGAGCUACGUCAGCGACGCCGAGCGCAUCGGCUGCCCGAGCGCCCCCACCCCCUCCAUCGCCGUCUUCGGCGACGACGAGCCCGACCGCCCCCAGCCCCGGCUCGACCGCGACCUCGGCGGCGGGUACACCGUCAGCGUCGGCCGCGUCCGCGAGGACGAGGGCGGCAUCUUUGAUAUAAAAUUCGUCGCGCUAAGCCAUAAUACGGUCAUCGGAGCUGCCGGCUCGUCUAUACUGAACGCGGAGGCGGCAGUACUUAAGGGAUAUAUCUGAAGGAUAUCCAAUUUGUAUAUGGGUGGAUGUAGAUACCAGCAUGUUUGCAUCUAUUGGCGUCUGGUCAGCUGGCUGGCGAUUUGAUGGAUAGGGAGACAGAUACCUUAAGCUCAUGCACCAAGAAGACCACCUCCAAAAAGGAAAAUUAAAAUAGACCAACACUUGUAGUAACCUAUUCGACGGGGAUGAAGCGGGAUGUAUAUAAAAGACUCGUUUUAGCCAUGUCUUCAUCGUUGCAUUUUCUUCUUAGAAGGGGGCCAACUCCGUCCCUGAUCUGUUACCAAGCUGCCUGCGGGCCUAAUACCUACCUCAAGCCUGUGGUGUGAGCAACGCAACUAGACAGCCAUCGUGAACUAUGGAUUCAGCAGGUGGAAGUGCCAGGGAGCUAUUCAA
This is a messenger RNA of Durotheca rogersii, 1627 nucleotides long. Its product is annotated as aspartate-semialdehyde dehydrogenase. NCBI's taxonomy places the organism in Eukaryota, Fungi, Ascomycota, Sordariomycetes, Xylariales, Xylariaceae. Gene Ontology annotation, molecular function: aspartate-semialdehyde dehydrogenase (NADP+) activity; NADP binding; protein dimerization activity. The transcript is spliced from 4 exons. Gene Ontology annotation, biological process: L-threonine biosynthetic process. The record is from RefSeq and is a predicted model, not a curated record. Bases 107 to 1234 code for a protein of 375 amino acids.